This is a messenger RNA of Schistocerca cancellata (South American locust), 828 nucleotides long. RefSeq lists its product as uncharacterized. The transcript is spliced from 5 exons. Bases 88 to 708 code for a protein of 206 amino acids. The record is from RefSeq and is a predicted model, not a curated record. NCBI's taxonomy places the organism in Eukaryota, Metazoa, Arthropoda, Insecta, Orthoptera, Acrididae.
UCGGCACCAGCCUUGGAGGAGCACCCUAUAAAUAUCGAGUGCUUCUUCAGGCAGUUACAUUGCCUCCUCGCAGAGAAAUCGACAGAAAUGGCUUCUAAGCUGCUCAUUUUCUUGGCUUUGGGCUUGGCAGUGCAGAGCACUGCGGCUGCACCAGCGCCUGGCAUCAGUGACUGGUUUACUCAAGUGGGCAACUUCUUCGAGAACAUCUUCAACAUCCAGAAGAACUUAACCCAGCAUGCUGCGGAGAACGCCGGGAAGAUCUGGCAGGACAUAGUGGAAAGUGCUGAGCAAGACGCGAAGGAAGUCGGUUCUUGGAUACAGAACGCCUACAACGAAACAACUGCCGCCUGGAACAGCAUUCAGGAGAAACUUCAGGCAUCCGCACAGAAGGCCAUAGUUUCCGCACAGCAAGCGAUUGUCUCAAGCGGACAGCAAAUCUCGCAAGAGGCGGCCGAGUGGGUGCAGGAAGCCUCCACUAAUCUGCAGAAUGCGGUGAACGCAAUCUCGACCAAGACCCACGAGAACUUUGAGCAGGCUAUGGAGUUCGUGGAGCGCGGAGAGGCGGCGCUGGAACAACUCCAGAAGGCACAGACCGACGCCACCAGCCAAGUCAUCCAGGGCAUCACGAAUUCCAUCCAGCAGAGUCUGAAAAACGUCCAGUCUCUGCUCAACAAGGCUUCAGCGGAGGUCAACAAGAACAGCAACUAGGCCAGCAUCCAGUCGACGACUGAUAAGCUAAAGCUCCCAACAAUAACAUUGGAGUUUCUAUUAAGAGUGCUAUAAAUUUUCUUAUCUUGGCGGUAAAAUAAAAGUUGAAUUCAAAUAGUA